Callorhinchus milii (elephant shark) is the source of this 4159-nucleotide messenger RNA. Its product is annotated as protocadherin-9. NCBI's taxonomy places the organism in Eukaryota, Metazoa, Chordata, Chondrichthyes, Chimaeriformes, Callorhinchidae. Gene Ontology annotation, molecular function: calcium ion binding. The record is from RefSeq and is a predicted model, not a curated record. Gene Ontology annotation, cellular component: plasma membrane. The transcript is spliced from 3 exons. Gene Ontology annotation, biological process: homophilic cell-cell adhesion. Bases 82 to 4014 code for a protein of 1310 amino acids.
UAUUAUAUAUAUGGGGUAAAACCACACACACAAAAAAAGAUUUAAUCCGAAUCUGAUUUUGAAGUGCAAACUGGAGGAGCGAUGGACCUGCGGGAUGUGUACCUGCUGUGUGCGCUGGUUGCCUGCCUGACCCUGGAUUCCGCUCUCGCCCAGGAGCUGGUGUACACCAUCCAGGAGGAGCUGCCCGAGAACAUGCUGAUCGGCAACAUCCCCACCGACCUGAACAUCUCGCACCUCGGCAGCGCGGCCACCGGCACCGGAGCCGCCGGAGCCGCCGCCGCCGACCUGAUCUACCGCCUGGUGUCCAAGGCGGGCGACGUGCCGCUGCUCCGGGUGUCCAGCGGCUCCGGGGAGAUCUUCACCACCGGCCACCGGGUGGACCGCGAGAAGCUGUGCGCCGGCACCUACGCGGACAGCGAGUGCUUCUUCGAGAUCGAGGUGGUCAUCCUACCCAACGACUACUUCAGGCUCAUCAAGAUCAAGGUGUUCGUGCGGGACGUGAACGACAACGCGCCCAUGUUCCCCUCUCCGGUCAUCAACAUCUCCAUCCCGGAGAACGCGUUGGUCAACAGCCGCUACGCCAUCGCCUCGGCCACCGACCCCGACACCGGGCUGAACGGGGUGCAGCGCUACCAGCUGCUGAACGGCCAGAGCGUCUUCGGUCUGGACAUCGUGGAGACCCCCGAGGGCGAGAAGUGGCCGCAGCUGAUCGUGCAGCGGCCGCUGGACCGCGAGCAGAAGGACACGUACGUGAUGAAGAUCAAGGUGGAGGACGGCGGCGGUCCGCGCAGGUCGAGCACCGCCAUCCUGCAGGUCACGGUCAGCGACGUGAACGACAACCGGCCGGUGUUCCGGGAGAGUCAGCUGGAGGUGCGCGUCGCCGAGAGCGCCCGACCGGGGACCUCGGUGGCUCAGCUCCACGCCACGGACGCCGACCUGGGCACGAACGCCGACGUCCGCUACCUCUUCGGCCCGCAGGUGUCCGCCGCCGUCCGCAGGCACUUCUCCCUGAACGGCACCACCGGGCUGCUGACCGUGCAGCGGGCCCUGGACCGCGAGGAGGCGGCCGUGCACAAGAUGACGGUGCUGGCCAGCGACGGCAGCUCCCCUCCGGCCAGGGCCACCGUGCUGGUCAACGUGACGGACGUGAACGACAACGCGCCGGCCAUCGACAUCCGUUACAUCCUGGGCGCCCUCAACGGCACCGUGUACCUGCCCGAGAACAACCCGGCGCACACCAAGAUCGCGCUGAUCACCGUGGCCGACCGCGACACCGAGCUGAACGGGAAGGUGGUCUGCUACAUCGAGAAGGAUGUGCCCUUCCACCUCAAGGCCGUGUACGACAACCAGUACCUGCUGGAGACCUCCGCGCUGCUGGACUUCGAGAGCGCCGGCGAGUACAGCUUCCACAUCGUGGCCGCCGACUCGGGCAAACCCAGCCUGAACCAGACCUCCCUGGUCAAGGUCCGGCUGGAGGACGUCAACGACAACCCGCCCGUCUUCAGCCAACCCGUCAUCGAGCUGUCGGUGCCCGAGAACAACCGGCGAGGCCUGUACCUGACCACCCUCACGGCCACCGACGAGGACAGCGGCCAAAACGCCGAGAUCGUCUACCAGUUGGGACCCAACGCCUCGUUCUUCGACCUGGACCGCAGGACAGGCGUGCUGACCGCCUCCCGGGUCUUCGACCGCGAGAAGCAGGAGCGUUACAUCUUCACGGUGACCGCCCGAGACGGCGGAAACCCGCCCCUGCAGAGCCAGGCGGCCGUCAUCGUCACCGUGUUGGACGAGAACGACAACAGCCCCAAGUUCACGCACAACCACUUCCAGUUCUUCGUCUCCGAAAACUUGGCCAAAUACAGCACGGUGGGGGUUAUCACCGUCACCGACAUCGACGCCGGUGAGAACCAGGAUGUCAGCACCGCCAUCCUGGAGGACAAUGCCAACUUCAUACUGGACCCUUUGAACGGGGUCAUACGGUCCAAUAUUUCUUUCGAUAGAGAAGUGCAGAGCUCCUAUACCUUCCAAGUCAAGGCAGUGGACAGAGGGCGACCUCCUCGUUCAUCCAUUGCUAAAGUGACCAUCAAUGUCAUAGAUGUCAAUGAUAACAGCCCGGUUGUCAUCUACCCGCCUUCGAACUCAUCUUUCAAACUGGUACCUCUUUCUGCUAUCCCUGGUUCGGUGGUAGCAGAAGUCUUUGCCAUAGAUGUCGACACGGGAAUGAAUGCUGAACUCAAAUAUACAAUUGUUAGUGGAAAUAACAAGGGCUUGUUCAGAAUUGACCCCGUAACAGGUAACAUUACUUUGGAGGAGAAACCAACUGUUGCAGAUGAGGGCUUGCAUCGUUUAGUGGUAAACAUCAGCGACUUGGGUUAUCCUGAACCCCUGCACACUCUUGUACUCGUCUUUCUGUAUGUCAAUGAGACUGUAGGCAAUGCUAGUUACAUUUAUGAACUAAUACGAAGGACUAUGGAGACACCAUUGGAUAAGAACAUUGGAGAAGGCACUCAGCCCUGGCAAAAUGAAGAUUAUCUGACCAUCAUGAUCGCCAUAGUGGCGGGGGCUAUGGUUGUCAUUGUAGUCAUCUUUGUUACUGUAUUAGUGCGCUGCCGCCAAUCAUCUCGGUUCAAAGCCACGCAAAGGAACAAGCAGGGGGCUGAAUGGAUGUCUCCCAACCAAGAGGGCAAACAGAGCAAGAAGAAAAAAAGGAAGAAAAGGAAAUCUCCAAAGAGCUCUCUUUUGAACUUUGUUACAAUCGAGGAAUCCAAACCAGAUGAUCCUGCUCACGAACCUAUAAACGGGACCAUUACUCUUCCAGCUGAGCUGGAGGAGCAGACUAUAGGACGGUUUGACUGGGGCGCAACACCACCAACAACCUUUAAGCCCAAUAGCCCAGAUCUAGCGAGGCAUUACAAAUCUGGCUCUCCACAGCCCUCCUUUCAUCUAAAACCAGAUACUCCCGUGUCCGCGAAAAAGCAUCACGUGAUUCAGGAGCUCCCAUUGGACAACACCUUCGUUGGGGGUUGCGAUACCCUGUCUAAGCGCUCUUCCACUAGUUCAGACCACUUCAGUGCCUCAGAGUGUAGCUCCCAAGGAGGCUUCAAGACAAAGGGCCCAAUGCACACCAGACAGUCUCAGCGCCGCGUUACCUUUCACCUGCCCGACGGCUCCCAGGAAAGCUGCAGUGAUAGUGGCCUAGGAGACCACGAGCCUGUAAAUGGUGGCACGCUGAUCUCACACCCUCUCCCUCUGGUUCAGCCGCAGGAUGAGUUCUACGACCAGGCUUCCCCAGACAAGAGGACUGAAGCUGACGGCAACUCCGACCCUAAUUCUAAUGAAUGUCCCACUUUGAGACCCUUAAGAUCAGAACAACAGCAAACAAUUGUGAUCUUAGAAGAGGAUAAGGCAUCUUUCCAACACAAGGAACCUGGUGUGACUGAGGAAUGUGUGGCGAUAGAAGAGUUUCCAAAAAACGCAUAUGAGUUGCAGACUCCAAAAGGUACAGGUGGGCACCAAAAAACAGUCUCUUAUAUGAAGACAUCUACCUCAGGGCCCAGAGAGGUAAUAGAGACACCUCAGCCAGAGUUCACAGAUGAUGUCCCUUCCUCUUCCACAUCACAGCCUCAGAACAGACAGGAAGGAGAGCUCUGCCCUAUAUGCCGUAGACUAGAUACAAUUGUGGACACUGUACAACGUGGGUUCAACUUCAUGCAUAGGGAUAUAAACAUGUUGCAAAAUGUUUCGCAAUAUCGUGGAGCCCGGUUGUCCCAGAAUGUCAUGUCUCUAGUCAAUGCGAUGCAUACACUUGUAAGGCUCCAUCACUUCUCCUCCUUAACACGCAGGGAUGUUGCCAUUCAAACCUCCAUAGAGUCCACUGAAAAUCAUCCUGAGGGUAAUGUUGAGGCAUCAUCCAGUGGCAUAGUGGUUGAAGUGACACAAGAUCAUGAGGGAGAUUCUGCAGAGAGUAUGUCCAUUGAGGAUACCUCCCACAACUCUUCAGAUAGUGACUGGUGAAACUAGUAAAUAGUUCUAAAAACAUAUAAACGUAGUUUUGUUAUAAUCCAACUUAAUCCAUGUGGUCUACUUCAUAGGCUUUGUUGGUGGGUUAGAUUUGAAAUAGGGUAUUUUGAAUUUUGGUGUUGCAGUUUUAUACAGUAGU